Hydra vulgaris (swiftwater hydra) is the source of this 726-nucleotide messenger RNA. RefSeq lists its product as uncharacterized. The record is from RefSeq and is a predicted model, not a curated record. NCBI's taxonomy places the organism in Eukaryota, Metazoa, Cnidaria, Hydrozoa, Anthoathecata, Hydridae.
GAAUACCAGACGUACAUUAAGGCAAUAAUUUCUACUGUUUCAUUAUUGUUGGGAAAAUUUAAUUUUAAUGAAUAUGAACGCACUAAUACUUUUCUCGGGCCAAUAUUCUUUUUUGGUUUCAAUGUUGUAGUAACUUGGAUCAUAACGAACAUGUUCAUAUCCAUUUUAAAUGAUGCUUUUAGCAUGGUUCGUGCAAAUCCUGAGGGCCGAAAUAAUGAUUAUGAGAUUGUUGAUUAUAUAUUGGAACACUUUAAAGGUUGGUUUAAACAUAGACGGAAAAAGCCACAGACAUUAACUCAAAAAAAGUCAAAAAUAAAGCUUCAUCCUAAAGCUAAUAUCAUAAAGGUUGCAGAAUUUGAUGAAAAGCGGUUAAGAAAGCACGAUGCUGAGUGUCUAACAGAAUGUAGUGAAGAAUAUUCACGAGUUACUUUCGAAAAAACAUUUAACAUCAUGGGAAAUAAAGAGUUAUAUGCUGUUGAUUCAACGAACACAUUAAUGGAAGAUUUAUUUAAUAGAUUUGAUUACAUAUUAAAUGAGAGCAAACUCGAUAAUGAAAUUAGUGAAACAAUUGAUCAAAUAUUUGAUAAAGAUUUAUUUAAAAAGUUUAUCGAUUGUAUGAAGAUUGCACAUUACAAUAAAGUCAGAAAGACCAAACUUAAAAGAUAGAAAGAUGUUAUUAAAAUGGACAUAAAGGAAGAAAUAUACCGAUAAUUGAUUAUUUUUUAA